GUUUCACGAGUUCUGCACGUAAAUAAAUAUUCAUUUUAGAUAUUGUUAAAACGGUUCAAAUAUCCUAAUAGCUAAUAUGAGUUCUAGUGAUAGCGAAGGUUUUGAAAGUGCAGAUGAAGGGAAUAACACUCCUAUAAAACGAGAAAGAAAAAAACGUUUAUCGUCGUCUAAUUACAGCGACAAUAUUUCGGACUACGAAACUAAAAAAAACACUGAAAAGGCUGUCUCGAACUCAGCAGGCAACCAGUCACAAGCAACAGAUGGUUGGGACAACUGGGGUGAUGAUGCAUCAGAACCAGUAGCUACUAAAGAGAAGGUUGAAGCAAUAUCCAAAACUCAGGAUGUUGAAAACUCUGGCUGGGAUGACUUUGACGACUGGGGAGACACUGAUGUUAUAAGUACAGAUAAGCCACCAACAAAUACAAACCAAUCACAACAUUCCACACAAAAACCCCAAGCACAAAAACAACCAUUGGAGUCACAUAAUCAGGAGCAGGACAUAAAAUCGGUGACAGACCGCCUGGCUGCUACCACCACCAAGAGUGAUGGCUGGGGUUGGGGCUGGGGAGUAGACUCUCUUCUGAGCACAGCAUCGGCAGGCCUCAGCACUGCCACAGCUGGCUUGAGCACAAUCACAAGUCAAGUGUCACAGGGCAUUUCAACUGUACUAGAAACUGUAGAAACUGGUAUCGGUGCUCCUGACCCUGAAGAGUUAGCUCGAAGAGCACAUCAAAAUAAGGAAAGUGAGAGUAAGGAGGUGGAGCCUAAAACAGAGGAGAGUACUAAUGCCACAACUCCUAACGAAGCCUCAUUUCCAUUUGGUAGUCUAUUCUCGGGGGUGACAAAGUUUGUGGAAAAUACGGGUACAAAAGUGAUAUCAGGUGGUCUAGAUACCUUAGAAACUAUAGGAAAGAAGACAAUGGAAGUUCUCCAAGAGGGAGAUCCAUUGCUGGCCAAGAAGCGAGCAAUGCUGGGGCUGGAUGCAGGAGAUAAACCAGUUCUGUCUCAGUUACUUAGAGAGGCGAAAGAAAAAGCCGACGAGGAAGACAAGGUGAAAGAAGCGAAACGAGAGGCGAAAGAAGUCCACUAUGAAACUCUGUUUGAUGACUAUGAAGGUCUAAUACAUUUGGAAGCCCUAGAGAUGUUGUCCAAACAAGUGAGUAUGAGGAUAGAGGAGCGGUUGCGGAGCACGCCUGUAGAGAAACGGCAAGACAUGAAGGAGACUUUACAGCAAGUAGCCGAACUCUGUGAAAUGCCAGAAGAAGACGAGGAUGAUGAUGAUGAAGACGAUGAGACUUCGCUCGACACACCCAAACCAGAAGCCUUCCACGAGAAACUGCAGAAGGCCACAAAAGAUAUUGGUCUCAAACUACAAUUCCAGCCUUUGAUCAAGCACUACUCUGACGUGCUAGACGCAGCGGGUACGGACCUGCCCGCUCGCGGCGUGUACAAGCGCGCGGUGGGCUCGCUGGCGGCGUGCACCGCGCUCGGCGUGCAGCUGUACCACAAGACCGGGGAGAUGCUGCUCGUCAAGCCGCGCCGCUCCACCGCCGACGAGGCAGACGCGCUGACGCAGAUGACAGUGGUCCUGACGAAACACAUCAGCGAGCUGGCGACUCUGUUCACGGAGAAGCUCAACGCCUGCACCGAGGAGGAUCAGCAGCAAGUCAACAAUUACAUCACCAACGUGUUCUUAGAGGCCGGCAACAGCUCCAAGUAUAUUGAAAACGCAUUCCAACUUACGCUUCCCAUCAUUCAGAUCGGCGCAGUAUGAAGUAUCUGCCGCGCGCGCUUGUGAUAAUGUACAAUAUUCGUGUAUUAUAAUUUUAUAUAUUCUAUCAUAAAUGUUUAUAAUAAAUGUUGUAUAGUA
This is a messenger RNA of Aricia agestis (brown argus), 1870 nucleotides long. RefSeq names its product protein FAM114A2. The record is from RefSeq and is a predicted model, not a curated record. Bases 77 to 1774 code for a protein of 565 amino acids. The transcript has 10 exons. Lineage: Eukaryota; Metazoa; Arthropoda; Insecta; Lepidoptera; Lycaenidae.